Messenger RNA from Lemur catta (Ring-tailed lemur), 1153 nucleotides. It is a transcript of the gene CBY1, whose product is annotated as chibby family member 1, beta catenin antagonist. NCBI's taxonomy places the organism in Eukaryota, Metazoa, Chordata, Mammalia, Primates, Lemuridae. Gene Ontology annotation, biological process: negative regulation of Wnt signaling pathway. Bases 136 to 528 code for a protein of 130 amino acids. The record is from RefSeq and is a predicted model, not a curated record. The transcript is spliced from 5 exons. Gene Ontology annotation, cellular component: nucleus.
GCGGCGAGCCGCGGUCGCGGCGGGUGACCCGGACCCUGGUAGGGUCUUCAGUGGGGGUCUCGAGUGCGCUUGGACCCCAUCUUCUGGGACGCGUCAGGAGAAGGGAGCAUUGGCCUUUCCUUCAUUAGGCCAAAGAUGCCUCUGUUUGGGAAUACAUUCAGUCCGAAAAAGACGCCUCCUCGGAAGUCUGCUUCUCUCUCCAACCUGCAUUCCUUGGAUCGUUCAACCCGGGAGGUGGAGCUGGGCCUUGACUACGGAACCCCCACUAUGAACCUGACAGGGCAAAGCCUGAAGUUUGAAAAUGGCCAGUGGAUAGCAGAGAUGGGGAUUAGUGGAGGUGUGGACCGGAGGGAGGCUCAGCGCCUUCGCAGGCGGAACCAGCAGUUGGAAGAAGAGAACAAUCUCCUGCGGCUGAAAGUGGACAUCCUGCUAGACAUGGUGAGGCAGCUUUCAGAGACCACUGCUGAAUCCCACCUAAUGGAGAAGGAACUGGAUGAACUGAAGAGUGUCAGCCGGAGGAGAAAAUGAAGGCCUCAGAGACUGUUGUUAGGAGAGCAGGGAGAAAGCCACUGGUCGGGGAAGGGUAGCGUGUGGCUGAGCAGAUUUUUUUUUUUCUUUUAGCCAAACUAGUAUAUUGAGACGUGUGAGAGAGUAUCAUAUAGUGGAGCCAACAGGCACUGGCACCCUGCUCUGGCAGUAGGAAGGUGACGAGUGAUGGAGGAUACAAAGAUUCCAGGCCAGAGCAAUGCACGGCCUCGGGAUGCCAGGCCGUAAACCAGGCCUCAGGGAGGCCUUGGGCGAUGGUAAGCCUUUUGGUGCUUUCUACACACAUAGGCAGACAAGGGCACGUGGCCCAAAAUCACCCUCUUGGACAGGCACUGUUGGGAGCAGCAGCUGGAGUUCAUCGUCUCAUCCCCUUAGGCUGGUAUCUGUGGUGUGGCACCAGCUCUAAAGAGCCCUAUAUCAGGGGGUCUCAGAACCAAGAGUGUCUCUCUUGGUUCUCUGCCCCUCCGGUGACUCUCUCCCUGCCUUGGAAGAAUACUUGCUCCCCUAAUCCACCACCUCCUUUGGCUUCAGCCUUCCAUGGCAACACUAUGUUUUUGUGCUACUUUCCUGUUUACACUACUUUUUUAUUAAAUGAUGUUAAAUAAUG